AUGUAUAACAUCGGCCUAGACAUGUACAUUCUCCUUCUCCCAAUCGCUAUGCUCUGGAACAUCAGGCUUCCCUUUCGCAAGAAGCUCGCCGUCCUCAGCGUCCUCACCUUCGGCAGCAUCUCCGUCGUCAUCGCUACCUUCCGCCUCAUCCCCCUCCUCGAACUCGGAUCCCAAUCCGACGAACCCAUCGACACAUCCUGGGUCCUCGGCAAAAUGAUCAUAAUCUCCGCUCUUGAAACGCAAUUCGCCAUCGUCGCCGUCAACCUCCCCAAUCUCAAGAGACUCUGCACCAACUUCCCCGGCUCAGAUAGCUUGGUCGAAGAUCCGCAUAUUAUUUGGGGGAAGGCGAAGAAGUUGACAAGUCAAUGCAGCGACGACUCUGAUGACGACGAAUUCUACGUCUCCGGUGGAAACGGACGCGGAUACCACUGGCGCAAAAGCAAGGCUAGUUCGCAGACCAGUUUCAGGGAUAGCAUCGCACCCAGUUUCUGUACGGAUGAGGAGUCUCUCCAAGCGAGCGUUGCUGUUGCGCUUCCGGUGCUGUGGGUCAAGAGUAAUGUUCAGACGGUGAGAGUGGGUAGGGGCCAUGUGAGCAGAGGGCAUGUAGUACGCAGUUUGGUUAGAUGCAGUAUGGAGAGGGUGGAGGAUUGUUUCCCCCGAGGACACUUUUUGAGGACGUAUGGUAGGCCCGAGUCGAGGCGGCCGGAGAGUAGAUUGCCGACUUGUAUGGAAAUAUGA
Molecule: messenger RNA, 738 nt
Organism: Alternaria ventricosa
Lineage: Eukaryota; Fungi; Ascomycota; Dothideomycetes; Pleosporales; Pleosporaceae
Exons: 2
Coding region: 1-738 (245 amino acids)
Source: RefSeq, a predicted model, not a curated record